AGGUCGGCCAGAUGGGGGAGGGAAUAUAUUGAAUGCGCAAGGGAGAAAUGUCGGAGUGCGGUGGUUUUCGUCGCUCAACACGUCCAUAUCAGUCCAACUGGUACCACGAUAACCAGUCGCCGAACAGUUGCGGCGCGACUUUCAAAGCGCUCGCAAGCUCUACCUUACAUGUGCAUCCCUCCACGAGCGCGACACAUGUUUUUUUUUUAAUUCCUGGGGUUGUUUGCGGGGAGUACGGAAGUGAGGAGAGACUUUUAAUUGAUUGCCGGAGGGGAUGAUGAAGGUGGUUCCUGACGUGUGGACAAUGUCAUUGUCAUUAUGAUGUACAAUUAAUUAUUAGAUAGGCAAAUGAAAAAUGCCAAAUCUGAGGAGGCAGUUUCAAGGCUUUUUGGUUAGUUCCCUCUGGAAGUAGAGCUGAAGAGGCACAGGACCAUGCGCUAGGACAACUUGAGAGGAUUAGCGACUCGAGUUUCUGGGAAGGAAGUUAUAUUCUUCGAUAGCAUCACGCAACAGCUCUUAAGAUUUUCUACAAAAAGUUUUUACCGAGUGGACGAGCAACUUCCCUAAAGUGGCCUGUAACUCGAGAAAUAAGAGCCAGGAAAAAUGAGGAAGUGCUGAAAGUCCAGUAAUUCCAGUAACAGAAUAUCCUGCGAAGCAAAGAGGAGCGAAGGAUUGAUGAUGGUGGAUUUUGGGAGUUCUAACAAUAAUUCAGAGGUGCAUUGCAGGCUGCAGUAUCAGAAUUUUGUGAUCCCCAAUGAAGAGAUCUGGUGCAAUUGGGUAUGGGAUUCAAUUCUCUGCUGGGCACCUACCAACGCAUCGACUACGAGUCGCCAGAAAUGCCCUCCCGCUAAUGGCGUCGACACGACUAAAUUUGCGGAGAGACGAUGCAGUGAGGACGGACGAUGGGAGGGGCGUAAUGGCACCCCCAGUGAACGAGAUCACCCCAAUGGUUGGACCAAUUAUACGCCAUGUUUCACCCCAGAAACCCGGUUACUCAUGCGAAAACUUAACGUUGGAAAUGAAGAAGCUGCCAAGGUGAAAUUAGAUAUCGCUGAGAAGACGCGAUCGCUUGAAUUCGUUGGAUUAAGUGUAUCGUUGACAGCGCUACUUAUUUCGUUAGUGAUAUUCUGCCGAUUUCGGUCACUCAGAAACACCCGAACUCGUAUUCAUAAAAAUCUAUUCGUAGCGAUGGUUAUUCAAGUUGUAAUACGCCUAACCCUCUACAUCGAUCAGGCAUUCGUAAAGACUGAUGUGGUUGGUUCUCAACAGGGUAUAAAUAAUACGCCUGUUCUGUGUGAAGCGAGCUAUGUGCUCCUUGAAUACGCCAGGACUGCAAUGUUCAUGUGGAUGUUCAUAGAAGGAUUUUUUCUCCAUAACAUGGUAACCGAAUGGUUUGCCUCUCGAUUUUCUCCUCCAACUACUGCACACAAUGGACAUCUCUCGGGAUAUCUUCCAGUGACUGUAUUCCACGAAACUUCUUACUACCGAAUGUAUCGAUUAGUCGGAUGGGGAUUUCCAGCUGUGAUGACUUUUGCAUGGGCUAUUGUGACUGCAUUCUAUUAUCAUCCGUUGAAAUGCUGGUGGGGGUACAAUCUCUCUGUGUACUUUUGGAUUUUGGAGGGACCGAGAAUGGCAGUCGUAUUGCUCAAUUUCUUAUUCCUGAUGAAUAUUGUACGAGUGCUGGUUGUAAAAUUGCGACAGAGCCACAGCAGUGAAACCGAACAAGUCCGAAAAGCGGUGAAAGCUGCAGUGGUAUUGCUUCCACUCCUGGGUAUCACUAAUUUGAUAUCAAUGGCGGGUGUUCCACUCGAAGAGACGAUGUGGUUUGCCCUCUGGUCGUACACCACUCAUUUUUUAACAUCAUUUCAAGGGGUUUUCAUCGCCACACUGUACUGCUUUCUCAACGGCGAGGUGAGACUCGCUCUGAACAAAACAAUGUCCCGGUACGUGUCGUUGAGAGCGGCUGAACGACACUCGCGCCGACAGUCGACAUUCAGUACCUGUCAGCCACAGCGAAUAGCAUCAGUGGUUGAAAUGGAACCCAGGGAAUUGCGACCCAGUGGAUGGUUACGCCUGUGCUGUCGCGGUAGGAACACUCCACCCCCUGAUCAACCCGCUGAAACAACAGUUUGACCUUGGUGGUUCUGGCGGAAUAACAUCGCCAAGGAGAGACCAGCCUAUUGACCAAUUACCUCAAAAAAAAAAACUGAACAACAAUAACUGAACAAAAGAAUCAUAAUUCACGAGAUAUGUCUCACGUCGAAUACACAUGUACCACAGAGGAUCCAGAACAGAACUGAUAGAAUAUUCGGAGCAUCAAACACACCAUCGUACAGACAAGAAUAGAAUCAUUACUCAUUCCUGGAUCGAGAGGAUCGUCGUGAAGAUGAGAAACUAAAUUUCUUCGAGACUUUUGCAAUGGCCUUUCAUGAGUAUCGUGAUUAUGUUGGGGAGUAGACUCCAUCGAUAGGAAUUUUUCAAAUGCUUCAGUGCAAUCACCUGAUGGGAGGGAGUACUUCAGAGUGGGGUACAGCCAUCAAAAAACAAUUUCCAAGUAUUGAAUGACAUAAUGGACCAAUCCAGUUGAACGAUUAAACUGUACAAUUGAACAUGAGAAUGAAGCGGUUGAAAGUCCUCAAGCGGUACUUCCCCCAUCAUAAAAAAUCCAAGAAUUCCACGAGAAAGGAAACCAUGUCGGCUUUUGUCAGUGUGAUUCAUUUGUAACAAGAAGAGGGAAUUUGAUCGUAGAGUAAUGCCGCAUAGACUCAUACCUGCUGACGAGGUAAUGAGGCACCACAGGGUGAAGUGAAGUAUAACACACAAUACUCGAGAAUAAAGCACCCCGAGGGAUACAUAUUCCCUCAUGUUUUCAAAACGACUAGCUGGAGCUUUCAUUGUGAUUUUUUUUUUCCACAACAUGAUGGAAAUUUAUACGCCUAUUUAUUGUAAUUGUAUAAUACGAGUUGGAUUUUCCGUGUGAUGAGUGUGAAAAUAUUCAUGAAGUGAAUGAGGGAAUAAUGGUACGCUGGGGGAAGAAAUUCAUGUGAUUAAAUGCCUAGAUAUUGCAUAUUAAUAUUGAGUGUAUUUUUUCAGGUGCUAAAUUAAUAUUACGAUUGUCGUUCGAUACUAUAUUAGAUUAUAAGAAUACGCAUCGAUAAUUCUGUGGACGAAAUCUAUUAAAAAUUCUAUAGAUUUUCUGGAGUUGGAAUUUUCUUUUUGAAUUAUUAUUGGGACGAUUUUAAAUUGGAUGAGUUGUGAAGUUAAUUGAAAAUAUGUCGUUAUAAAAAUUUUAUCCAAAAACGCAUUGCAAAAUAUAUUGAUUGUCUUGUGGUAAAAACAAUUCUCCAGUGGUUGUUGUUAUUCGGAAAAUAUAAUUUAAAAAAUUAAACAUGUAUUUCCGAAAGUAUGAGAAAAAUAAUUUUCUCCCAAAAAAUGAUUUUUGGGAAUUGGAUUGCAAAAAUACGUCGGUUGCAAUGUUUUUAACCGGAUGCAUAAGGGAAAUAAAAUUGUUUAAAAUGAAAAUCUAUUUAUUUGUUCGAAGUUAUGAGAAAAAUUUAUAAUUCUUAGAGAAAGCGAGAGAGCUUUCCUACGGAAUUGUCUGAUACGUAAAUGGUUUUCAGUGUCGUCGAGUGUGGGAUAAACACCGACCUUUUCCCAAUAGAAUCCACGAAUCACCUGGACUUUUCAUAAUCCUCAAGUUUCUCAAUUUUAUAGACGUCAAUGAUUUCCUCGAAAUGUAAAUAAAGUAUGCAAACAUUUA
Diachasmimorpha longicaudata is the source of this 3760-nucleotide messenger RNA. RefSeq names its product PDF receptor-like (gene Pdfr). The record is from RefSeq and is a predicted model, not a curated record. Lineage: Eukaryota; Metazoa; Arthropoda; Insecta; Hymenoptera; Braconidae. Gene Ontology annotation, molecular function: G protein-coupled peptide receptor activity. The transcript has 15 exons. Gene Ontology annotation, cellular component: plasma membrane. Gene Ontology annotation, biological process: adenylate cyclase-modulating G protein-coupled receptor signaling pathway; cell surface receptor signaling pathway. The coding region runs from base 676 to 2133 and encodes 485 amino acids.